Benincasa hispida (wax gourd) is the source of this 2929-nucleotide messenger RNA. RefSeq lists its product as uncharacterized. The record is from RefSeq and is a predicted model, not a curated record. NCBI's taxonomy places the organism in Eukaryota, Viridiplantae, Streptophyta, Magnoliopsida, Cucurbitales, Cucurbitaceae.
CCCUACGCUUCCCGCCAUUUUCUCUUGUUCCCGCUUUUCCUCUUUCCCUCUCUUCGUCUCCAUUCUACUAUCACCGCCAUCGAUUCCAGAGCUUCUCAAUAGAAUUCUCCAUGGAAUCAAAGCUUGGCGCUAUGGCUUCCAAGCGCUCUUCCAUUACUCAUCAACCUCGAGCCCUACAAGCUGGAUUCCUCCACUUACCUCGUAAAAAACCCAAGACGCUCCCCCAACCGCCGCCGGAUGGACUUCCUUCGAAAGAUGGGAAUCGGGUUUCGGAUUCUUUUGCCAAAGAUCUACGCAUCAAGCGAGUCUUCUCCCCCAAUUUAGAGAAUCGCUCCUCGGUGCCAUCCGGAGAGCCAAUAACCGCGAAUGGAUCUUGUCCUAAUGAAGACAGUGGAGUCGGUAAAAUCUCCGAUACUACAGAGGUACGGAAUGACAACUUUCACAAUUCUAAUGGCCAUGUCGAAUGUGAUAAGGAUCGGAGAUGUAAUGGGAAGAGUGAGAAGCUGGUGCAUUCUACUCCUCCUGAUGUGGACAGCCUGACUGGGGGUUUUGUGGCCGCUUCUUCAAGAAAUGGAGGUGUUUUAGGGGAUACUUGUGCGAAAUCUGACUGUAGAAUUGACUCUGUUGCUAGAACCGGAUCGGUGCUCAAACCAUGCUCUAAACGGAAGCUGUUCAAAGCUCCUGGCUCUAUUGCCUACAAAAGAUUGCUACCUUUUUUGCUGGAUAGCGAUAAUUACAUGCUACAAGAUGAUCCAAACUCUAAACGUGAGAACAAUUUGGAGAAGAAGGCAAAUACUGAAUCUAAUCCGUGUAAUCAUGCCAAGGGUUCAUCUUUUGUUGAUUCAGACAUUUGUGUAAAGGAUGCAAUUUUUGCCUCCCGCAUGUCAUCUAAGACUAUGAAGCCAAAUUUACCACCUCCUGCUAAUGGAGAUACUAAGAAUUUUCAGAAUGGAUGCGAUUUAAACAAUAGCCAGAAUAUAAUAAAAAAGGAUUCUGGUUUGACAAAAGAUAGUGUAGUUUGCAUCUCAUCUCUUGAGGAAAGGCUGACAGAGCAUGGAGUUCCCACAAAGUAUCAGACAGAGGACUGUUCUUCUAAAGAACAAUCCAAAACCUCCGGAAUGGAGAGGCUUGAUGGUGGAACUUCAUUUCCAUCAGAAGUAGACAACUUUAAGUCUCAUGCUUCAGAGAAGUUGUGUAACAAUGUUUCUGAGGAUAUCAAAAGAGAAGAUCAUUUCAACGAACUCAAGAUGUCAUCAUUAAAUUCUAACAUUGUUUGUAAUCCAUUGAAGGAAGAAAGGAGGGAUGAAAAAGUGGGAUGUGCUCGAGGUGCAGAUCAAAAACUUGGUAGUUCUACUGUUGGUGAAAAUCAUUGCAACAUUGCUACAGAGAGUGACAAGAAAUAUGGCACUUAUGUUAGAAACAAAAUGGUUUGCAAUCCACUUGUACAACUGAAGUCAAAAUACAGCCAAGUUUCAGUUAGCUAUAGAAGGAUGCUUCCAUUCCUUGAGGAUCUUUUCAAAGAUAAUCCAGAAAACUAUGCCUCAGGAAACAUCGACUGUUCGGUACAAGAGAAAGAAUUGCCAACUAUGAAUUUGCAACCACCAAGUUCAAAUUCUCACAAUUCCCAGGAUAACUCAAAAGACUUGGUAACUUGCAACAUGCCAUUCAAUGGAAAUUCAGAUACUCUCUCAAUGCCUGUGUUGAAUAGUAUGAACGAAACAGUUUGUGAAACAGAUAAAGUUUUAUUGCCUGAUGGAGUCAAUGAUAAACUUCUGUCACCUCCAAAAUUACAGCUGCACUCUGAACAGGAGAUGUUGGAUAAAUGUAAGUUAAUGGGCCCUCAGCUGCCUGGUGCAACACUUUUAAAUGAUCAAGCAGUCUCGUCAUUGUAUCCUGCGGCUAGUUAUGAGCCUCUAACUGAAGAAGGAUCCAGAUUGACCUCUGAACAAUCACCAAUUACUUCAGAAGACUGCACAAGUUUGAAAGAUAAUAUUUCUGAUGGUGCUAAUAUCUCUGAGGGAAACAGCCUAGAACCAUAUUCUUCAUGUGUCGAAAAAUGUAUUCUGCCAGAAAGUCACAUAAAUCUUAGAAAGGGAAUUCUUAAAAGAAACCCACGAGGAUGCAGAGGAAUCUGCAAUUGUCUGAACUGUUCCUCUUUUCGUCUCCAUGCUGAAAGAGCAUUUGAAUUUUCUAGAAAUCAACUGCAAGAUGCUGAAGAAGUUGUUACAGAUUUGAUGAAAGAAUUGUCGUUUCUCCGUGGUGUUCUAGAGAAGUAUUCUGAUGGUGCUAAAGGGAAUGCUGAAUAUCAUAAUUCAAAUAACGUGAAAGAAGCUUGUAGGAAAGCAUCUGAAGCAGAGUUAAUUGCGAAAGACCGCCUUCUACAAAUGAACUAUGAGCUUGGCAUUCAUUGCAGAAUCACGUGCUCCCAAGGACCAAAUGUUCCACUUUCUAGUGAAGUCGAGAAUAUAGAGAUUGAAGAUGGAAAAUAGAACAAGAUGAUGAAGACUGCAGAUCUGGUUACUGUAAUAAAAGUUGCUGCCUUCACUCCUCCGCUUAUGUGAGGAGAGAAUUUCAUGGAUGAAAUGAAAUGUAUGAUCUUUCAUUCCAUUUGGGAUUCCCCUUUGAUUGAUACAGAAAGGGAUUUGCAAUUUGCAUCACAUGGGGAAAGGAUUGCCUCUGUAUGACGAAGGAAGCAAAAGGUUUCAUUCUAGUUGAUCCCUACUUAGUAUGUGGGACAAUGACAAUUUUUUAGACUUCUGAAAUUGAAGGUGUCAAUACUUAUCAUUUUCUUGUCUUUUCUUUUCGAUUUUUCUUUAAAUAGAGCAACAGAGUGGAUUAUGUAUCCUGUAGAUUAUUGGCUGUCACGUGUAUAAUAACUUUAUUUGUGGGAUCUUCCUUUCUGCUAACUGAAAUAUUUGGCUGGCUAAAA